CGGAACGGUAAAGCAGCACUCCGAAGAUGGCCGGGGUGUUUGAGGUGGAGGUUGAUGGUGUAGAGCACGACCAUGGGCUACAACAUCACGACCACGGGCGACAGCAUCACGACGAACCGCACCAGUUUGAUGUGUCCAAGCUUUCACCAGAAGAGAAGUGGAGGGUGGAGCAUGCAAAAAUGCAUGCCAAGCACAAAGGCCAUGAGGCCAUGCACGCAGAGAUGGUGCUCAUCCUCAUCGUCACACUUAUCGUCGCCCAGCUCGUCCUCGUGCAAUGGAAACAGAGACAUCCAAAGUCAUACAAUCUGGUGACUCUGUUCCAGAUGUGGGUAGUUCCUCUCUACUUUACUACCAAACUGCACUGGUGGAGGUUCCUGACCACAUGGUUUAUCUUCUCUGUCAUCACAGCGUACAUCUCUUUCCGUGCCACUCGCAAGCCACUAUCCUGCACCACACCGAGGUUGGUGUAUAAGUGGUUCCUCCUUCUCUACAAGAUCAGCUAUGCCACAGGAAUAGUUGGCUAUACUGUCGUCAUGUUUACACUUUUUGGUAUAAACCUAAUAUUCAGGAUAAAACCAGAGGAUGCAAUGGACUUUGGCGUCUCACUGCUAUUCUACGGUCUGUACUACGGGGUCCUGGGGCGGGACUUUGCAGAGAUGUGUGCCGACUCCAUGGCUUCAACUGUCGGGUACUACAGUGCAUCUGGCAUGCCAACCAAGCACCUCGCUGACAAUAUCUGUGCUGUGUGCGGGCAGCCCAUCCUCGUGGACGUCAGUGAGGAGGGCAUCAUCGAGAACACCUACAGGUUAUCCUGCAACCAUGUGUUCCAUGAAUUUUGCAUAAGAGGAUGGUGUAUCGUCGGAAAGAAGCAGAUAUGCCCGUACUGCAAAGAGAAGGUGGAUCUGAAGAGGAUGUUCAGCAACCCUUGGGAGAGGCCGCAUGUCAUGUAUGGACAACUUCUCGACUGGCUUCGGUACCUGGUGGCCUGGCAGCCGGUCAUUAUUGGAUUUGUACAAGGCAUCAACUACGUCCUGGGUCUGGAGUGACCUGGUCCGAACUGGACACGCACCCCAUAUGGAGAUGAUACGCGCUGGCUCUAAAGACUGAGGGCCUAACAUUGAACUAAAACACAAAUUAGAAGUGUCUAUACUAUUUGUAUAUAUUUAUAGGCAUACUCUCUGUAUUUACAGUUUAUUUGAAUUUUAUUGGUAACCUCAAUUUGGAUGUCUUAUCAAUUUCCCAGGAUUUUCUUCACACAGCGUUACACCUUGAUGAUAGGUUUGGGCAACUUAUGGCCUCGGAAAGCGGUUCUAAAAAUCAUUAGAGAGGUGCUUUUUACUGAAUGAUGUCUUAAGUGUUUGUUAGUGCCAGGAUCAAGCUGGAGUUUUUCAUCUUCAUGUCUGAUGACUCUCAUAUGGGUAAUAAAGGUUGAGUGGAAAUCAACACCAGUAAUUCCUCCCAUGCCUUCCAAAGUCCACAGAUGGAAGACAUUUUGCUGCUGCGUAUUUGAUGAAGUCACUCGUAGAAACUCAAGUGACAUCAUUGAGAGUUCCCUAAGCGCAGCCUGUCAUGCUUCAUGUGACGGGAGGCAUUGUCAUCGUGGGGGGGGGGUGGGGGGGGGAAGUGCUACUCGUAGUUAAACAGAAUUCCUCAUCCAGUAGUUGAUGAGAUGGAACUGGAUGUUUCAGGAUUUCAAAAUGUCCUCACAGUCUUCGUGGACACUCAUCUACUCCAGCAACCUCUUCUGGUUUCAUUCACACGAUACAUGUUGUGUCCACAAAAUACAUCUCACCUGUGGUUGUAUCUUGCCUUUUUAGAUAGUUGUGGGUUUUUUGGUGCCAGCUAUUUUCUUUAGAACUACUUUCUACAAAAUAAAUGAUUACGGUAACGUGUGUGUUCUGCAGAUUAUUCUAGACGGCAGCACAGUGACUGGUUUUUAUUUGUAGUUUAAAGCUGCGCACUACUGACUCAAUUGAAGUCCCCUUGAAUGAUAUCUGAGAGUCGUCCCAAAGCUUGGCCUACUAAAACCCAAACUAUCUGCAUUGGCUAAAUACCACUAGAAGUAAGUGUAAAAAUAAAUAAAGAUGUUAUUACAUUUUGGUGAUCAUAAACUGUUCUGAAAUUGGGUUGAACCAGGAAGCACAAACCAAAGCUCUGAUCCCAGUGCGUAACUUGACUAAAACUCUUGACUGUUCAAACUGCAUAUGAUUAGAAGAGUACAGCAAACUAAGUUAUUGUAAAAUGAUCCUUUAACUCGGUGAGUCUUAUUUUUAUGUGAUCCGUUCAAGUCAAGGUCCCUUUAUGUGUAUUUUAUAGUCCAAAGAUGAUGCUUUUUUUUUGCAGGUACCGUUCACAGUACAUGAAACACUUUCACUUGGACCACCAACUCAGAGAAGGGACUGGACAACGAGGCUAACAUGAUCGUUUUGUUUUGUUGUCAAUGUUUUGACCGAGUUCAGUUAAUAAAUGUCAAAUGGUUCA
Messenger RNA from Pseudoliparis swirei, 2481 nucleotides. It is a transcript of the gene rnf121, whose product is annotated as ring finger protein 121. The record is from RefSeq and is a predicted model, not a curated record. Gene Ontology annotation, cellular component: Golgi membrane; endoplasmic reticulum membrane. The transcript is spliced from 9 exons. The coding region runs from base 27 to 1046 and encodes 339 amino acids. Gene Ontology annotation, molecular function: metal ion binding; ubiquitin protein ligase activity. Lineage: Eukaryota; Metazoa; Chordata; Actinopteri; Perciformes; Liparidae.